Molecule: messenger RNA, 2467 nt
Organism: Meloidogyne enterolobii
Lineage: Eukaryota; Metazoa; Nematoda; Chromadorea; Rhabditida; Meloidogynidae
Source: the annotation of a GenBank genome assembly
UUGUCCUUUUUCCUCUUUUAUCAUGCAUUUUAAUUUUGUAUAACGUUCCCGCUUUCGUAUCGGGCCUACUUUCGAAGAUUUUUUCUGGAAUAAUUUUUUAUUUAACAUACGCUUACCUUAGAAUUGCAUUAAUAUUUUUGGCGAACCAUACGUUAUUUUGGGUCGUGGGUAGGGUUUUCUUGGCCACCUAUCCUUAAGGCAGAUUUUUUAAUUUCUCUAUCAUUUUAACAAGCAUGAUUUUUAAUAACAUUUUCCCCCAAAAUUUUCAUUGAUUUUUUAAAAAAUUUAUAAAUACGUUUAUUUAUUUCCAAAUCUUUUUUUAUAAAAUUUUAAUAUUUUUUGUUUAUCCAUCAUUUCAUUUUUAACUUUCCUCAUUAUUUAUUUUUACUCCCCCCCCCCCUAUAUUUCACCUCUCUCUCAUUUAAAUAAAUGAAGCCUUUUAGUUUUUCAGACAUUUAAAAAAUAUUUUUUCAACUACUUAUUUAUUUAUUCGGCCAUUCAAUUGGCCAUUAAACUGCGCGGAAAUAUGUCCGCUUCUUUAGGAUUGUCAAUAUUUCUUGGAACAAUUAAUUUACUUGUUGUUUGUGGAAAUUUAGCUGUUUUAUAUAUUGUUGUCUCCCAAAAAUCUCUUCACACAAGUACAAAUACUAUUGUUUUUUCUCUCACUUUAUCUGAUUUUUUGCUUGGAUGUUUAAUUUUGCCAUUUUCUAUUACCCAGGAAUUUUCAAAUUCUUGGGCUUUUGGUACUCUUUGGUGCAAAUCAUGGCUUUCUUUGGAUAUUUUGUUAAGUACAGCUUCAAUUUACAAUCUUUUAGCUAUUAGUUUUGAUCGUUAUAUGGCUGUUAAACAACCAAUAAAAUAUGGAAGGUUAAUCUCCUCUAGCAGACUAACAAAAUUCAAUAUUAGCGCUGUUUGGUUAAUUAGUGCAAGUUUAGCUGUCCCUCCAUUUUUGUCAGACCUUUUUAUGGUAACUGCAAGUAAUGAACAAAUGAGUGAUGCUUUACCUGAAGCUAACUAUUCUGAAGCAUUUUUGCAAUUUGAGGGGACUUGCACGCCUGUAACUAAUUCUGAUUUUUAUAUUCUAUUUUCUGCAACUAUUUCGUUUAUUUUGCCAAUGAUUUUGAUGAUUGGACUAAAUGCAAGUAUUUUCUGCACAGUUCUCGAUUCUAGACGAAAACUCUCUCAAGCCACAUCCUCAACCUUUCCUGGAAGGAGUACUUCAAUUUUAUUAUCGUCAGCAUCCUACAAACAACACCAACCUUCACAACAUUCAUUAGUCUCUUAUGAUGAAAUUAUUAGAGUUCAUAGAGGAGGAAGUAACACUAAUAUUGGAGGAAUCUGUAAAACAUCAACAACAAAUCCCUCCCAAUAUAGAUCGACGUCAACAUCUGCUCCAACUUGUUAUUUAUCAGAAAUGCAACAACCACAAUCUCCCGUUAUUAGAAAAAAAGUUCGUCGGUCAUUCAAUUUACUCAGAAAGAAAGCUUUACCACCUAAACAUUACGAAUUUUAUCAGCCCUUAUCUCUACCUAUACAACGGGCAAUAAGUCAAUAUGAUAGACAAACAAUAACUUCAAAUAGUAGAAAACCAACAAUAGAAAGUUAUGCUACUUUAACAGCUAAUUCAACAAGUAUUGGAUUUUAUCAAAGGCAGUUAUCAGCAAAUGGAGGCCAACAAAAAGACGAAAUGUCAUUAACUGACACUUUGGGAAGUAAAAGUUUGGAUGCUGAAUGGACAGCUUCUAAUGGAGGAGGAAAUAAUUGUGGAGGAACAGUUUCACCUCCUCCUUAUUUUAGAGAUCAGUGUUUAAGUUGGACAUUUAAUACAAACAAAAUUAGUGCAAGACAAAUUUGGUUGAACAGAAUAAGAAGAAUAAAAACUUCUCGUGAACAAAAACGUAGUUACCAGUCAAUUCUUUCAUCUCCAACAUUUGAUUUAAAUUCUUCCCUUAAUGCACAAAUGGCUUUAAAUAUGCGGAGAUUGCUUGAACAAGAAAGACUUGUUCGUUCAAUUCCUGCUGUUCGACAGCCUUCAAUAAUUGAGAGAACAGCAGAUCGUUCUGUCUGGUUUCCGGCCGUAGUAACUUCUCUAUUUGCUGGAAGUUCAAAAAGGAGUGCAACCAUUUGUCGCCGUCAAAGUGAAAAAUUAUUGCUUUACCCAACAUUACAAUUUGCUAAAACUUCGUUAAGAACAGAGCUUAGAGUUGCUAGAACUAUUGCUGUUGUGGUCGGAUGUUUUACUUGUUGUUGGCUUCCUUUUACAAUUAUCUACGUUGUGCAGGCUUUUCAAUUCUGCCCAAUCGGAAAAUGUAUCCCCGAAUGGUUAUUUACUUUGGCAUUUUGGCUUGGUUAUUCUAAUUCGGCUCUAAAUCCAAUACUUUAUGCGGCUUUUAGUAGAGACUUUCGAAAUGCUUUUUGCCGACUUUUAACGCGUGACAGAAAUUCUAGUUUUAAAAGUAGUGGAUAA